Chinchilla lanigera (long-tailed chinchilla) is the source of this 2959-nucleotide messenger RNA. RefSeq lists its product as uncharacterized. The record is from RefSeq and is a predicted model, not a curated record. The coding region runs from base 422 to 1360 and encodes 312 amino acids. The transcript has 2 exons. NCBI's taxonomy places the organism in Eukaryota, Metazoa, Chordata, Mammalia, Rodentia, Chinchillidae.
CCCUGUUGUUUUCUGGGGCUACCACAAGGGCAUGCGGGGGCAGUGGGUGCACACAUGGCCAGCAGCUCCAACUCCUCCAGCUCCCCAGGGUGGGGAGAGUGAUAUGUCUGAGAGUGGUUUGAUGAAGGCCGGGGUCUUGAGCACACCCAAGAUUCUGCUCCUGUAAGUCCAGGGUAUGGCUGGGAAGCACAGCCUGUGUGGCUGGGGCAGAAGGAAAUGAAUCCGAAAGCUUCCCUGAGGGUCGCUGUUUGGAGUCUGGGACCCGCACUGUGCAGGUGCCUUCGGGGCCCAGCGGCCACUCCCCUCUGAUGGAAGCAGAGGUGGGGGCUUGGGGUCUUCCUCAGGGGACUGAUGGGCGAGCCUGGAUUGCAGAGGCUCCCAGGAAGAGCAGGAGGCCAAGGGAAGGGAUUCAGGCUCCCAAAUGCCAGCCCGGUCAUUUCUCCUUUGGGGAAGCCGGAGCUGGCCACCACCCCACGCUGACUCAGGCCCCCAACGUGGGGAGGUGGCUACCUGGGAUAGGAGGCCACAGCGGGACUGGGGGUCUCACUCCAGCUCGCUGCUCCCCAGGAUCCUCCUUGGAGUCAGAGCACAUGAGGUUCUGAAGGAGCCACAGACACGGCCCCCUCUGGAUGGGCCACCUGCCCUCUUCCCUGCGCACCCCCAGAGCCUCAUCCCCAGGCAUAUUUCUCUGCGGCUCCCAGCCGACCACCCUCCUCCCCUGCCUGGUCUGUGUCUGGGGAGGGACGCUGCCUGGGUGAGCAGCCCUCGCCCACCUGGCCGUAUUCUGUGUGAGGGGUGCACUAUGCCGGCUCACACUGCCCAAUGCAUGCUGAGACGGGGGCUGUGGGCGGGCUGCUCCCGUAGGCGCCUCCCUCCUGAGCCCUGUGGCCACGCUGCCUCACCAUCCACGGUGACCCCACCCACUGCUUACUCCAGCCCUAACGUGCACUCCGGGCUCUCUGAACCUCAGCCUGGGGUACGGGGAUUGCACCCACACACUGUCCCCCCACUAAGCCACACCAGCUACCCCCUUAUUUUUUUUGACAAGGUCUCCCUACAUUGCCCAGGCUGGCCUGGAACUCACAAUCCUCCUGCCUCGGUCUCCCGAGGAGCUGGGACUACAGGCCUGUGUCACCAGGACCUGUGGUCACAGGAGUCUGAAGGGGAAUCUCAGGCCGGGGGAGGCGACCUCAGGCUCACCGUGGAGUCAAUAACCCCCACCCCCAUGCUGACUCGAGAGCCCAGCCCUGUGCAACCUCGGCCUGAGCUGACCCUGGACACCAGCAGAGUACGCCGCUCUCCAGCCGGCGGGGGCCCUUUCCGGAACUCGGACCCGGCUCUUCUCAAGAGGACCAUCUAGGGCAAGGGGCCUCAGUGCGGGAACAGACACUACACUCGGCCAGCACCGCCUCUGACACAAGCCCAUGCCCCUUCUGGUUAUGGACUGACGGCGGGGCUCCAGGCAGGUGAUUUCCCGAGUCCCCAGAGCAAGUGGUGGGGUUGUGGCAGGGCAUCAGGGGCACACAGGCCCUGUGUGCUCUUUCCAAUUCCCCCCUGCACAGAGAGCAGGGCCGUGGGGAGAGGGAGCCCAUGUCUGUCCUCUCAGCCUUCAAGAGAAAUCACUGUCCCGGGUGAGAUCCCCAAAGACCUUUUUAGGGCAGCUGACUCGUGCUACUUUUUCCUAUGUCCCCUGCAGUGCAGCCAGCGCCUCUGUCUAGUCCAGAACAUCCUUGUCACCCACAAGGGACCUGGCAUCUCCCCUGCGCCCACCACUACUGCUGUUUCCUGCCUUGGUCCGACUUGCCCUGGGCUCUUUGUGGAAACAAAACCGCAGCGUGUGGCCUUCUGGCUGCUCUGGCUCAGUGUCCCUGCUGCGGCGUAUGCUGGCCCUGUCUCCUCCGCCUGCCUGAGCAUCACUCCUUGCUGGUGAUGGGCACUGGAUGGCACUGACAUUGGGGUACCGGAGUCUGCACGGCCUGUUGUGUCUCUCAGGCAGGUGCUGAGGAGCAGGCCCAGCCAUCUCCACCCAAAGCCAGAGGCCAGGAGGCCAGGCCGACAGCUCCCCACAGAAGGGACAGAGCCCAAAGCAGCACGGGCUCCUCUGUCCCAUCUUCCCAAAAUUCACCUGUGCCGACUUUACCAAUGCUCAAAACCAGGCCCUGUCACUUCCUGGGCCUUGGCUUCCCCUUUUGAAGCUUGAGCUUGUUCCUGUACAGGUCUCAGGUGAGAGCCACGCUGGGGUGAAGCAGUGCCGAGGUUCACUGACCCAAGACUCCCCCAGCCUCGCCCGAGGGGACUUAAACUGGGCCUGCAAGAAGGCCCGGGAUCUCAGCAGGCCCCAGGCUGAGGGUCCACAGGAGCAGGGCAGAGCGGCAGCCUCUGAGGCUUGAGUGCAGCCCCUGGGACUGGGCAGGAUGGCCGCAGUACCGGCCAGGUGUGGCGGCCUCCUCGUGACUCUGGAUGGUGAGGCCUCCCAAGCUCUGGGGAGGAGGAGACACUCGAGACCCUAGGUCCAGAGCUCCCCAGCCGAGCAGGCUGAGAUCCACUGGGCACCAGGACCUUAAUGAGAUACAGGAUGCAUACAGGCCCGGGGCUACUGAGCACUGGGGGACUGAGGCUGAGGGUGGGGGCCCGGCCUCCAUGGAACCCCAGGCAGCUCUGUGCCCUGAGAUGUCUUCUCCACAGCUUCACAAAACUCCAGCACCCCAGGGGCCCCAGUGUACUCAACCAGCGGCUGCACCUCCUCAUGGAAGGUUGCUGACCCUUUGUGCUCCCACCCAGGCCAGGAGCAGCCUCAGCCUGGGGCCACCGGCACCAGCAGGGAGGGGACUCAGCUCCAGGGGCAUGGGGUGGGGUGGGGUGGUGCAGGGGGAGGAUGAGUCAGGACACGCAGGCUCGGACCACAGGCCAGUGUCCCGGCUGACAGAGACGGACCCUCUGCGAGGGUGGGGACAGCACC